Miscanthus lutarioriparius is the source of this 870-nucleotide messenger RNA. NCBI's taxonomy places the organism in Eukaryota, Viridiplantae, Streptophyta, Magnoliopsida, Poales, Poaceae. The record is from the annotation of a GenBank genome assembly.
AUGGCGUUCUGUACCCAAGGUGUCACCUGCUCCUUCAAUGGAAACUAUACGGAUAAGGUAUCACUAUUGGAGUUCAAGAACAGCAUCAGUGAUCCACGACAGUCCUUGAUAUCUUGGAAUGAUAGCACACACUUGUGCAGUUGGGAAGGUGUCCAGUGUAGUGUAAAGCACCCACUUCGGGUCACUUCACUUCGUCUUAUCAAUCAAGGUUUGGUUGGUCCAAUAUCUCCUUCACUUGGAAACCUGACAUUCCUAAAAGUCCUAAUACUAUCGGCCAAUUCAUUGGUCGGUGAGAUCCCUCCAUCCCUCGGUCAUCUGCAUCGCCUCCAGAUCCUUAAUUUAAGUAAUAACACGCUUCAAGGCACAAUACCCAGUCUUUUAAAUUGUUCAAAUCUCAAGGGCCUGUUCUUGGAGGUGAAUCAGCUAGCCGGACAGAUUCCUGAACAUUUGCCUUUUGGCCUUCAAAAGCUGGCACUUGCCGUUAAUAACCUUACUGGAAACAUUCCCUCUUCUCUUGCCAAUAUCACAACGCUGAAUACAUUUACUUGUAUGUGUAAUAAUAUUAAGGGAAACAUCCCAAAUGAGUUCACAAAAUUGUCAGCGCUGCAAAUCCUGUAUGUUGGCAUCAAUAAGUUGUCAGGUCAAUUUCCGCAGCCUGUCCUGAAUCUUUCCAGUCUACUUAAAUUUAGCGCCGCUAGCAAUGAUUUUAGUGGAGAGGUACCACCCAAUAUAGGCAAUUCUUUACCCAACCUCCAAUUGCUACAACUAGGUGCCAACUUCUUUCAUGGUCAUACUAGAAACACAUGCGCAGCUUUGCCGCGCCAUCGUUGGAGGGGGCCAUGGAUGAUAAAUCCUUUAUUCUGGAAGUAG